GCUCAACAGAAAAGAUUGAAUGGAUCGGCUUUAAAAGCAAAGUUUGUUUUGCUCUAAGUUAUGCACGUGAAAUUGGUCGUGUUGUGAAACAGACAGGAAAGCCUAUAUAUCCCACACUGAUUCGUAAGGUGAAGUUAAGAAAAAAAAUAUGUCAUUGAACACAAAAUUAGCUUUGCCUAUUGCUUUGGGCUUGUCCCUAGUGACUGUAACAGCAUUUGUGGCCUACUACGUCCUCAAAAAAGAUGAAGAAGAAAACGAUAACAAGACAGUCAAGAUUACUAAAAUAAAUACAAUUGAAAUUCAUGUUCCUAAAAGUAUUGUUCCAGCUCUGAUUGGUCGCAAUGGCUCCAACAUUAAGGACCUUCAGAAGAAAUCUGGUGCGCAGAUCCAUUUCAAAAAGUUCACCGACCAGGACUAUGACGUGUGUGUAGUCAGAGGACGAGCUGACACUACUCAGCUGGCUGAAACUUUAAUACAUGACUUUAUCAAGCAACAGCCAACAAUUAUGUCAGAAAGCAUUACUGUGCCAAGCUGGUCUUGUGGGAGAAUAAUUGGAUCUGGAGGUGAGAACGUCAAUGAUAUUAGCCAUCGCAGUGGCGCUCGCGUCAAGGUCGAAAGUCCUAAAAGUACAGAUAAAGUUGCUGAGCAUCUAGUGACAUUCCGUGGUACCAAGGAACAGAUUGAAGUCGCCAAGAAACUUGUCGAGAACUGCAUAUCUUUAGAGCGGUGUAGACGGGAGAUAGAGCAGUCGAAGCGUCCGCCCCGGCACAGCUCGUCGCCCCCCUCCCCCUGCCCCUCGCCCGGCGACCGCGACGCGGACGCGGACGCACAAGGUGACGUCACGCACACGCGUGUCAAGUAUAAACGGCCUGAGACAACGGGACCCAGUAUCGAAGUGUACGUGUCGGCGGUUUCAUCUCCUUCCCGUUUCUGGGUGCAGUUCGUAGGGCCUCAGGUCGCUCAGCUUGACGACCUAGUCGCUCACAUGACCGAGUAUUACUCUAAGAAGGAGAACAGAGAAGCGCAUACCUUACGCCACGUGUCCGUUGGGCAAGUGGUGGCGGCGGUGUUCCGACACGACGGCCGCUGGUACCGGGCAAGGGUGCACGACAUAAGGCCUAACGAGUUCGAUUCAUCGCAACAGGUAGCCGACGUGUUCUACCUGGACUACGGCGACAGCGAGUACGUGGCCACGCACGAGCUGUGCGAGUUAAGAGCGGACCUAUUGAGACUGCGGUUCCAGGCCAUGGAGUGCUUCCUGGCUGGCGUCCGGCCCGCCAGCGGCGAGGAGGCCGUGUCUCCGUCUGGCCAGCGCUGGGACAAGUGGCAUCCACAGGCCGUCGAGAGGUUCGAAGAACUUACCCAGGUAGCGAGGUGGAAGGCCCUGGUCUCCCGGACCUGCACGUACAAGAAGACGGCGACCGCUGAAGGAGAGAAGGACAAGGAGAUACCUGGGAUCAAACUGUUCGAUGUUACUGAUGAGGGCGAGCUGGACGUGGGCGCGGUGCUGGUGGCGGAGGGGUGGGCGGUGGCGGGCCCCGCCCCCUCCCCGCGCCCCUCGCCCCCGCGCGGACACACCACGCCCUUCGGAGACCUCAGCAAGUCCAAAGUACUCAGUAUGACCGGCGGUGGUGGACGAUCAUCGUCCGUUCCAAAGGAUCACAAAGACGAUGGCAGCAAUGUGCUCACCGUUGAAGGCGAUGACUCCAAAGACAAAGACGGAAUAACAGCAUCGAAAUCACUAGCCUCCGGUCUCGAGAAGUCUGACCGCCACCCGUUAUCGAUAUCGAACUUCGAUCUAUCGUAUCCCGACCCAUCGAGGAACAAACAACUAAACGGCUCCGAUGAUUUCUUACACGGCGAACGGCAAAAUAUCGAUAACGAGACCUCUAUCGAUACAUUAGUUCCGCCGUCUCCCGUCUCUAACGUUCCGAUACUGUCGAAAACGCUUCAAGACGAAUUCAAGGCCAACAUGAACCGAAUAGAUUCGCACCACAGUAAUCUCGAAAACCUCGGUAAGUCCGCUUUUGAAAAGUGAACCUUAACUCCGAUGUAUUACGUUAGUUUAUUGUAUGACUCGAAUUUAUGUAAACGUCUUAUGAGGCAUAAUACUGAAAUUGUAGUCGAUGUAUUUUCUGAUCCUUUUUCACGUAGUUUUCAUACAAUAAUAUACGUAUUGGAAGCGAGUACAGAUAAACAAGAAGUCUGAAUAGUUAUUAAAUGAAAAUAAUCAUUUUUUCUAAAACAUUAUUAUUGUUAGUAGUUUUUUUUUGUAUCUAUAUCAU
Molecule: messenger RNA, 2285 nt
Organism: Bombyx mandarina (wild silkworm)
Lineage: Eukaryota; Metazoa; Arthropoda; Insecta; Lepidoptera; Bombycidae
Gene: papi
Product: tudor and KH domain containing protein papi
Biological process (GO): P granule organization; spermatogenesis; piRNA processing
Cellular component (GO): P granule
Molecular function (GO): RNA binding
Source: RefSeq, a predicted model, not a curated record